Molecule: messenger RNA, 2171 nt
Organism: Larimichthys crocea (large yellow croaker)
Lineage: Eukaryota; Metazoa; Chordata; Actinopteri; Sciaenidae
Gene: suclg2
Product: succinate-CoA ligase GDP-forming subunit beta
Exons: 11
Coding region: 42-1337 (431 amino acids)
Biological process (GO): tricarboxylic acid cycle; succinyl-CoA metabolic process
Cellular component (GO): succinate-CoA ligase complex; mitochondrion
Molecular function (GO): succinate-CoA ligase (GDP-forming) activity; metal ion binding; ATP binding
Source: RefSeq, a predicted model, not a curated record
CAUGCCCCCGACGUCAUCUCUCUUUUGUAUUCCGUGUCAACAUGGCGGCAUCCAUGGCAUCCCAGGCUGCAGCAAGAGGACUGAGGACAGCAACCUCGAAGCACGCACUUUUGGACAAACUCAAGUGCACCUGGUUGAGUCCCAGGAGAUGGCUGAAUCUGCAAGAAUACCAGAGCAAGAAGCUGAUGCAAGAGAGUGGCGUGGCAGUCCAGCGUUUCUAUGUGGCCGACACAGCUUCCGAGGCCCUGGAGGCUGCAAAGAGACUCAAUGCCAAGGAGAUCGUGCUGAAAGCUCAGAUUCUGGCUGGUGGCAGAGGCAAGGGUGUGUUUGACAGUGGCCUGAAAGGUGGAGUGCACUUAACUAAAGACCCUGCGGUGGUUGGUGAGCUGGCCAAUAAGAUGCUGGGUUUCAACCUGACUACCAAACAGACACCGAAAGAUGGAGUGAAAGUGAAAACGGUGAUGGUUGCUGAGGCCCUGGACAUUACCAGGGAGACCUACUUUGCAAUCUUGAUGGACCGCUCCUGCAAUGGUCCCGUCAUGGUAGGAAGCCCCCAGGGAGGCAUGGAUAUCGAGGAGGUAGCCGCCAGCACCCCAGAACUCAUCUUUAAGGAAGCGAUAGAUAUAUUUGAAGGCGUGCGAGACGACCAGGCACUUUGCAUGGCAGCUAAUUUAGGUUUCAAAGGACCUCUGCAGAGACAGGCAGCAGAUCAGAUUAAGAGGCUCUAUGAUCUGUUCCUGAAAGUCGACGCCACUCAAGUCGAAGUCAAUCCUCUCGGAGAGACUCCCGAAGGACAAGUGGUUUGCUUUGAUGCCAAGAUCAACUUUGACGACAAUGCUGAGUUCCGCCAGAAAGCCGUGUUUGCCAUGGACGACAUGACUGAGAGCGACCCCACAGAGAUGGAAGCAGCCAAGUGGGACCUCAAAUAUAUCGGACUAGAUGGAAACAUUGCCUGCUUUGUGAAUGGAGCUGGUUUGGCCAUGGCUACAUGUGACAUCAUUGACCUGCACGGAGGAAAGCCAGCCAACUUCCUGGACCUGGGGGGAGGUGUCAAAGAGAGGCAGGUGUAUGAGGCCUUUAAGCUGCUCACUGCUGACCCUAAGGUUGAAGCCAUCCUGGUCAACAUCUUUGGUGGGAUCGUCAACUGUGCCAUCAUCGCCAACGGCAUCACCAAGGCCUGUCGAGAGCUGGAGCUGAAGGUGCCGCUGGUGGUCAGGCUUGAAGGGACCAACGUCAACGAGGCCAAGAGGAUUCUGACGGAGAGCGGCCUGCCCAUCACAGCAGCAGAAAACCUGGAUGACGCUGCCAGGAAAGCAGUGGCUGCCAUCAAGAAAUAGAAAACUCUCAAUGUAACUCUGUCCCCCCCAACACCAACAUUCAUCCUCAGAUCAGCACCGUCAGCCUUUUCAUACACAUGCAGACCUCCAGGACUUUGAGCCUUGGCUCUCAUAGGACUUUACCUUUGUUAUUUUAACACUAGCUUCCAAAUAUUUGGAGCUUUUAUUUGCUCAGUAUCUGUUCUUCUCCCGGCUCUGCAAAUUAACUUCCAUCAUUUUUUUUUCUGAAUCAAAAGCAUAUUAAUUGGAAUAAAUCACUCGCAGGCUUGUUGAAGUCAACACAAUCUUGUCAAAUCUCCUGUGAAAUUGGAUGGAGACCCAACACUUUGUGCAUUCCAUUAUAUUAUGGCAUUUGAAUGAAAUAUUGGAAAUAUAUGAGAAGUUCUCCCAUUAGCACCUCUAAACUCAGCUUUAGGUACUCUAAAGUCAGACUCUUUCUGAAAAAACAGCCAGUUCAUGAGUUGUGAAAUCAUUUAAUGGCACUUCAUGGACUUUGAAUCAAUCAGCCUGUUUUUUUAGCCACUUCAUGAAUCCAUCCAAUGCCUUGUCUAUCUCUCAAUGAGGUGGAUGAAGUGCCCAUGCUGUGAAUUUUGUACACCGUGUCUUAUUUGUUAGGUGCUCUAUGGGAAACAGUGUUAUCUGUGCCUAGAUGAUGAAAGUUUUGUAAUCUAUCCUAGCAGUAGUUUCAUACAGAGAGAUGUCGAGAGAACUAAAUCAAAUAUACAAUUGUACUUAGAUUUUUUUAUAAUUAUGAAUGUAUAUUGACACGAUAUCUUGAAUACAGUGUGAAAACUGUGUAUAUAAUUUGAGAGAUUAAAAACAAAUAUUUCAAGA